UGUGAGCCAAUUACCCCCCGGAAGUGACGCGCUGUCAGGGACGACGUGCUUCCGCUCCCGACUGUCGCCACCGCCGCCGCAGGGGGGACGGGUUUCUCUGGCCUGCCAACUCUGCUGCUCUGGAGGAUUCGUGCGUGACUGAUAAACAUCUGAUGAAGCCAUGACCAGGUGGGCACGAGUUACUACCACACAGAACAAAAGACCCUUCCCUGCAACAUCAUGGGAGGACAUGAAGACGGGGUCCUUUGAGGGAAAAAGCCAAAACCUACCAAAGAGUAAACAACUUGAAGCCGAUAGCCUGUCCCUUAAAAAUCAUGCACCCCAAGCAAAACACAAAAAGAAUAAAAAGAAAAAGGAGUAUUUAAAUGAAGAUGUGAAUGGAUUCAUGGAAUAUCUAAGACAAAAUUCACAGAUGGUUCGCAAUGGGGAGAUAAUAGCAGCAGACAGUCAGGAAGUCAGGGAAGAAAUUGCAGUUGCUUUAAAGAAAGAUAGUCGCCGGGAAGGAAGACGAUUAAAAAGACAAGCAGCAAAGAAAAAUGCAAUGGUAUGUUUCCAUUGUAGAAAACCUGGCCAUGGGAUUGCAGAUUGCCCAGCUGCCCUUGAGAAUCAAGAAAUGGGCACUGGAAUAUGUUACCGGUGUGGAUCCACAGAGCAUGAAAUAACCAAGUGCAAGGCUAAAGUAGACCCAGCUUUUGGUGAAUUUCCUUUUGCAAAAUGUUUUGUUUGUGGGGAAAUGGGACAUCUGUCCAGAUCCUGUCCUGAUAAUCCCAAAGGACUCUAUGCUGAUGGUGGUUGCUGCAGACUUUGUGGCUCUGUGGAACAUUUUAAGAAAGAUUGCCCCGAAAGUCAGAAUUCAGAUCGAAUGGUCACGGUUGGUCGCUGGGCAAAGGGAAUGAGUGCGGACUAUGAAGACAUUUUGGAUGUGCCUAAACCACAGAAACCCAAAACAAAGAUACCUAAAGUUGUUAAUUUUUGAUGAUUCGUGCUAUCGUUUGUUAGCACCUCAUUGUUAAACAUUCUGAACUGGGCCUACUUCAUAAGUUGGAGCUGGACUCUCCCUUGGAGUCCUGUAUUGUAGAUAUCAGUAUAAUCUAGGUGUGGUCAAAGCAGUUCCUGAGUUCUGUCCAUCAAGGAGCACUUCUACCAUUGUUUGGAGAAAAUCACUGAAAAAAAGUAUAAUGUGUUCAAAAUGGAUUUUCUAAAAGA
This is a messenger RNA of Balaenoptera acutorostrata (minke whale), 1206 nucleotides long. It is a transcript of the gene ZCCHC9, whose product is annotated as zinc finger CCHC-type containing 9. The transcript is spliced from 6 exons. Gene Ontology annotation, molecular function: zinc ion binding; nucleic acid binding. NCBI's taxonomy places the organism in Eukaryota, Metazoa, Chordata, Mammalia, Artiodactyla, Balaenopteridae. The record is from RefSeq and is a predicted model, not a curated record. Bases 161 to 976 code for a protein of 271 amino acids.